GGCACGAGCUCAGACGAGUUCAUCUAAAUUGGUAAAGUAUAUCUCAAAGGCUAAGCAUCAAAGAUCUUUUUUUUUACAGUGGAACUCUCCGCACUGGUAUCAUACCAGGGCCUUUUUAUAAGUCCAUAAAACUGCCUACAUGUAGCCGCUCGCAAGUUUCUAGAGGGUACGAACUAGAAGGCUGUCCUGACAGUUCAGUAUGCGUGACGAAUAUCAUGGUAUAAUCGGGAGAGGAGACGAAUUUGGAAGUCCGGCUCGAGUCCGGCUCACUUCCAUGAUCAUCGAGCGCCUAAUAUUGUAAUCGACGACCGACCCGUUCAAUCUGUAUCAUAAACUGGUUUCACCCUUAUCAUUAUCUUUUUUUAUUAGGAGAACUGUAUCAACUCUGGAUCGGCGUUGGAAGGAGAAGAGCUAGAUCCGAGCCUCCCACAUCGUUCUAUUCUAACUUCAGAACGUUUAACAUUUUAUCCGAGCGCUUCGAGCCCUAUUCAUCAUCAUGACUGUAUGCACGGAUUGCGGAGGAACAGUUAUCGAGUAUGAUGCAGCUGCUGGCAACGGCUUCUGUGUCAAAUGUGGAACAGUGGUGGAGGAGAACGCUAUAGUAUCAGAGGUCACUUUCGGAGAAACUUCUGCUGGUGCGGCAAUGGUUCAGGGGUCAUACGUCGGCCAGGGUUCAACGCACGCGCGAAUGUCUGGUCCAUUCGGGAACAGAGGAAGUAACGAGUCUCGCGAGCAAACCAUCGCCAAUGCUAGCAGAAAGAUCCAGAACUUCGCUGGUGCUCUGCGUCUCUCUGAAGUUGUGUGCUUGGCGGCGACGCGUCUUUACACCCUUGCUGUUGAACACAAGUUUACCAAGGGUCGCAAAAGCAAUAAUGUCGCUGCUGUCUGUCUAUAUGUUGCCUGCCGACAAAAAGAGACACGCAACUAUAUGCUUAUAGACUUCUCAGAUCUUCUACAGGUCAAUGUCUUCGAGCUGGGCCACAUAUACCUGCAACUCGUCCAGACUUUAAAUCUAAAACUCCCUCUCGUCGACCCUUCUCAUUAUAUCUCUCGCUUUGCAGCAUUGCUAGAGUUUGGCGAAGAAACUCAUAAAGUCGCCACUGAUGCUGUCCGACUUGUACAACGUUUCGAUCGCGAUUGGGUUUCUCGUGGCCGCCGCCCAGCAGGAAUUUGCGGUGCGGCGCUCCUCCUUGCCGCACGUAUGAAUAACUUCCGGCGUUCAGUCGAGGAGAUUGUACAAGUGGUGAAGAUCGCUGAUACCACGCUGAAAAAACGAUUAGAGGAAUUCAAGAAGACUCCUAGCGGUGCCCUCACGCUUGCCGACUUCAGGACGGUGUGGUUAGACGAAGAGAUGGAUCCUCCUGCCUUCACAAAAGGAAAGGAGAAGGAAGAGAAAGAACGCGAAGAGGCUCUUGAUGGGCCGAAGAACAAGCCUAAGAAACAGAAGCGGAAAGGCAAACGGAAAAGAAGAGGUAGUGAGUCUGAAGAAGAACGAGUGGAAUUUGCACCACCUCCAGAGGAAAGCCCGCCUCAGAUACCCACAAUCGACCCUGCUCUGUUCAAUCAGGGUAUCCUUGCUGGGACGUCUGAACCAGUACCACUGUUUUACCCGGACGAAAAUGAAGAAGUUUAUGCCAAUAUUGAUCCUGCUCUGCGACCGGCGUCAAACAUGAUAUCUCCCGAUCUUGACUCAUCAACCGCAGCUGCCAUCGAAGAAACUGUUGAUCAGGCCCUCGCUGAGGAAGUUGCUAGUUUCCUGCAAAAUACUCAGGGCUCACUUCUUCGUGACGCUCUGGACGAAGCUGAUCAGCGCCGACAGGCUCAGUUUGCCGAAGUUGAUGAAUUGCUAGGAUUGGACGAAGAUGAGCUUGAUAGAUUCAUCCUCGCCGAAGAUGAGGUGAAGAUCAAGGAACGUGUAUGGGUGGAGAUAAACCGAGAUUACUUGGAGGCAUUAGCUGCCAAAGGCGAACCAGCUGAUGUGAAUCAACCCAAAAGUCGCAAGCGUCGGAAGACCAGCACUAAACCGCGCGACGAGUCAAUGCCGUCUGGAAAUACAGCGGCCGAGUCGGUGCGGAAUCUCAUCAAGAAAAAUCCAAAGUACAGCAAACGGAUCAAUUACGAUGCGCUCAAGGACCUCUUCAUUGAUGGGCCGCAAGCUCCAUCCCUCGACGACAAGGACGAUUUAUAUACAAUGGAUGAUAAGAGCGACGGAGAAGGUAUGAUAGUUCUUGAAGAAGGCGGAGGAGGCAUUGGAAGUCAACGACCAGCACCUCGACUACAUCGCGAAGAGCAAGGAGAGGAUGAUGAGAGUGAAAAGGGUGAUGAUAAUGUCGCUGAUGUGGGAUGGGAAGAUGCGUACGAGCAAGAAGUCUAA
Messenger RNA from Suillus paluster, 2374 nucleotides. Its product is annotated as BRF1-domain-containing protein. The record is from RefSeq and is a predicted model, not a curated record. Gene Ontology annotation, biological process: transcription preinitiation complex assembly; transcription by RNA polymerase III; DNA-templated transcription initiation. Gene Ontology annotation, molecular function: RNA polymerase III general transcription initiation factor activity; TBP-class protein binding; RNA polymerase III type 3 promoter sequence-specific DNA binding. The coding region runs from base 497 to 2374 and encodes 625 amino acids. Gene Ontology annotation, cellular component: transcription factor TFIIIB complex; transcription preinitiation complex; nucleus. The transcript is spliced from 7 exons. Lineage: Eukaryota; Fungi; Basidiomycota; Agaricomycetes; Boletales; Suillaceae.